AUGCCGCAGGAACGAUGCGGCAGGGUGCUGGUGGUGCAAGUGACGCCGGAUCCCGUCUUCUUCGUGGUGGUGUCGCGCCCAAGUGCGUUUGGCGGCGCGCUGCUGCUCGGCGUGCACCAGAGCUCCGGGCAGGCGUACUUCCGGGACCAGCCGGGCGACGGAAUCUUCGAGGAUGAGGGGAGGGCGAUGGAGCACCUGCGCCAGCUGGGGCAGACGGCGGUGGUGGCGGACGGCGAGGUGUUGCUGGGCUGGACUGUUGGUACGGGGCGGACGUUGAUUCUGUUAGGGACGAAGACGGCGAGCUCGUGCGCGCUCCCGGGCGGGCACGUGGUCAGGACGGUCGUGGAGCGGCGGUGGGUGCAGCUGCCCCUCGUGUCGGUGCCAAACAGGGGAGAGGGGUGGCAGGGGGAGGCUCAGGCGGGCUGGGCGCCCGAGGCCGGGCCCGGCGGGCAGCUGCCGCCUCCGCCGUCGCGGCAGGAGCAGCGAGCGCUCAGUCUCCUGACCGAAUUCCCCCUCGAGGGCGCGCACUACUUCUGCGACACGCUCGACGUCGCGGUACCCUUUGGGCUGGGAGGAGGCGUGCGCGCGGAGCCGGGCCAGCCCCAGGAGCGGGCGUUCUCGGAGCAGCGGGCCUCGGAGUGGGUCUGGAACGAGCACCUGACGUCGGGGCUCGCGGCCGUCGGGGCCGCGCGCGCGGCUCCGCGCUUGUUGCAGGGCGUGGCGACAAACAAGGUGUUGCCGACCGUGUCGGGCGAACUGCACAUCGCGACGCUGUCGCGCCGCAGCCGCUGGAACGCCGGCACGCGGUACAAGGCCCGCGGCCUGGACGAGAACGCGUGCCCGGGGAACGAGGUGGAGGCAGAGAUGCUCGUUUUUGAGCGCCGCGGAGGCGGCAAGCCGGAGCGUUGGGCGCGGUGGUGUUGGCGGCGCGGCACGGUCCCGAUCAACUGGCGCGUGGAGUUGCAGAACAGCGGGCUCGGGGAGGCCGAGAUCAUCAUAUCCGAGGACCCUUACCGCGGCACCGGGACGUACCUGCGGCGGCUCGCGUCCCAGCACGCGCGCGCCGGCGCGCCGCCCCCGAGGCUGGUCUGUCUCAACCUCCUGCGCUGCUCGCCAGGCCGGCCAGAGCUGACGCUCUCGGAGCACUUCCAGCAAGCUGUGCGCGAGGCCAGGGCGGGCGGGCUGCCCGUCGACGUCCAGGUGAUGAACUUCGACUGGCACGCGACGAUCAAGGCGCUCGGCGAGACGAAGGCGGUCGAGGGCUUCUGGUCGGUGAUUCGGCCGGUCGUCGAGGCGAGCGGGGUCGCGGCGGGCACGUGCGCGCCGGGCGGGGCGCCGGAGGUCGAGCGGCACCAGCGGGGCCUCCUGCGGCUGAACUGCGCGGACUCCCUGGACCGCACCAACGCGGCUUCCUUCUUCAUCGCCGUACUGGCUCUGGUCAUGGCGGGGGGCGAGGCGGGCGUCGACGUCUCGCCCGCGGCCGCGGCGUCGGCUGCGGGGCAGCUCUCGGGCAUGCACGGGUCGCGCUCAACGCCGAACUUCCGCCCCGUGGACCGGGCGGCAAGCGCCGCGCGCAUGCCGGCGCCGGUGAGCGUGCUGCCGGACGGGUGGGAGGCGCGCGUGGACCCCGCGACGGGCCGGACGUUCUACAUCGAUCACAACAAUAAGACCACGAGCUGGUCGCCGCCCGUGCACGCGGCCGCGGCGCCCCCGGAGGCAGCUGCCGGCCCCGCGGCCGCUGCGGCAGUGGGGGGCUGGACCGUCGACGCUGCGCGGGCGGCGGUCCGCGCGGACGCGUUGCUGGCGAUGAGCGAAAUGUUCCUCAUCAACGGCGACCUGCACGCGAUGUUCUACACGGGCAGCCGGGCGAUGCACAGCGGUGUGCUGUCGCUGCUCAACGGCAACAACAACGGGCGGUUCCGCGGCGUGUCCGGGGCCGCGAACCUGUCGAUCUCGCUGCAGAGACGGUACCAGAACGUCGUGAUGGACGCGUCGCGGCAGCUGCAGAUGGAGCUGUUCCUGGGCUCGCAGACGCUGACCGGAUCCCCCAACUCCGCCCUCGCCGCGGCCGCCGCGGCCGACAGCGCGCGAAAGGCGCAGUGGAACGGCAGCGCGAGUGUCCACGACGUCCGGGGUAGCCCAGCUGGCGGCGCGCCCGCGACGCCCAGCGACGGCGGGGACGCCAAUUGGUCCCGCGGGGGUGUUUCGUCCACGCACGCCGCGUCGGCGGUGCACGCGCCGGACGCUCUGGCUGCCCCGGCGGUGGCGGACAUCAGCGAGACGGACGGCUUCGAGGGCUCGGAGCCGGCGCGGGAGCUGCACUUCGAGCUGGGCGGGCUGGGCCUGGGAGGGGGGUUAGAAAUGACGUCAGGCGACGCGGACCGCGCGGGCGGGCGGGAAGAGGAGGCCGUGGUGAGCGCUGCCGCUCCAUUGAUUGAUUUGUGA
Molecule: messenger RNA, 2445 nt
Organism: Pedinophyceae sp. YPF-701
Lineage: Eukaryota; Viridiplantae; Chlorophyta; Pedinophyceae
Source: the annotation of a GenBank genome assembly